Molecule: messenger RNA, 308 nt
Organism: Racocetra persica
Lineage: Eukaryota; Fungi; Glomeromycota; Glomeromycetes; Diversisporales; Gigasporaceae
Source: the annotation of a GenBank genome assembly
AAAAAUUUGAAAAAUUUCAACCAGGUUAUUACAGUUUUAAAGAAAUGCAUAUUAUUCUUAGAACUUUUGAAACUCUUUUUGUUGAAUCUAAAAAAUUAUCUUCAAAUAUAAUAUCUUCUCUAAGUCCUAUGGAGUAUCUUGCAGAAGUUCUUGUAUCUGAAACUGCCAUUAGAUUAAUUGCUCAGGAUCAAAAUAUUUCAUUAUUGGAAUCAGCAGAAGUAAUGAAAGAUAGUACAAACUUUGGAAUGUAUGUUCAUGAUGUAGAGGAGUACAACAUUUAUGAAAUAAUUGAUAUAAUUGAUAAAUAA